Messenger RNA from Canariomyces notabilis, 625 nucleotides. RefSeq lists its product as uncharacterized. The record is from RefSeq and is a predicted model, not a curated record. The coding region runs from base 277 to 591 and encodes 104 amino acids. Lineage: Eukaryota; Fungi; Ascomycota; Sordariomycetes; Sordariales; Chaetomiaceae. The transcript has a single exon.
CCCCAACGUUAAGCUUGGCUUCAACCUACUUCACCCUCUCAAACUUCAUAUUUCCUCAUCACUCAAGUACCUAUGGAGUACCAUAGGGCUGAUCAGCAAUACUGGAUAUGCAAUCCGCCUCGGCCACGCAUUAUCCUCCCAACUGAUUGUGCAUUCAUCGAAUGCUCUCAGCAUAUCGUUGCCACGUUCUAAGUCAGCAAACCACCAAAGACAGACUUCCGACUGAACCACAAGGGGGCAUCUCCAAUCGGCUGACACUGCGAAACUACGCCACGAAUGCUGUACCGGUACUGGAUAUCGCGAUAUCGCAUUCGAACCCAGGCCUCAUAUGUUGUUACUUUUGUCUCCAAACCCAUCCGCGGAAUUGGAACUCUUCGCAGUGUGCGCAAGGUGAUGUAUGUACAAGUACGUAGCGAACAUCACGAUUCCCAGAUGCCGUCUCCUCUGGUUGCAUUAACCCGGCCCAUCUUCAAACCCGGCAAGGCUGCUGUCAGUGCUGUCGGGUCCUUGGCCUUCUUCCUUUUCCUAGGAGCCGCCACAACCAAGACCCCUCAUGUUCGAUCGCCGGUGCCAUACGCACGGCAUGAAUGAUUCGACUUUGAUCGCUUAGACCCCGAACGUCGAU